UCGCAGACGCUCCUCCUCUGAGGUUUCACAUUAGAUUUGCAAAAUGAUGAGCCUCUCUUUGAUCUGGGGGAUUGUUAUAGCAGUGUGCUGUUGUUUAUACCUACUUCUUGGAAUGAGAAGAAGGCAGAUGGGCGAACCACCUCUGGAGAAUGGGCUGAUUCCAUAUCUGGGUUGUGCUCUGCAGUUUGGUGCCAAUCCUCUCGAGUUCCUCAGAGCGAAUCAAAGGAAACACGGUCAUGUUUUCACCUGCAGACUGAUGGGAAACUAUGUCCACUUCAUCACAAAUCCCUUGUCAUAUCAUAAAGUACUGUGCCAUGGAAAAUACUUUGAUUGGAAAAAAUUUCACUUUACUGCUUCUGCAAAGGCAUUUGGACACAGAAGCAUUGACCCAAGUGAUGGAAACACCACUGAUAACAUAAGCAAAACUAUCAUCAAGACCCUGCAGGGUGACGCCUUGAGCUCCCUCACAGAAGCCAUGAUGGGAAACCUCCAGCUUGUCCUGAGACCCCAGGGGUCACCACAGACCCCCACGCCUGCCUGGGUGACCGAGGGGAUGUACUCCUUCUGCUACCGGGUCAUGUUCGAAGCUGGCUACUUGACGCUCUUUGGCCGCGAUCUCGCAGGGCAAGAUGCCCAAAAGGCACUCAUUCAAAACAGCCUGGACAACUUCAAGCAAUUUGACAAAAUCUUUCCCGCCCUGGUGGCUGGCUUCCCCAUCCAUGUGUUCAAGACAGGACACUACGCCCGGGAGAAGCUGACGGAGGGCUUGAGGCUCCAGAAGCUCAGAGAAAGAGACCACAUCUCAGAGCUGGUCAGGUUUCUGAAUGACACAUUCGCCACCUUGGAUGACACAGAGAGAGCCAAGUCACUCCUCGCAGUCCUCUGGGCAUCACAAGCAAACACCAUUCCAGCCACUUUCUGGAGCUUGUUUCAAAUGAUUAGAAACCCAGAGGCAAUGAAAGCGGCCACUGAAGAAGUAAAUAAAACACUAGAGAACGCUGGUCAGAAAGUUAGCUUUGACGGCAGUCCUGUUCACCUGAAUCAGAUACAGCUGGACAACAUGCCCGUGCUAGACAGUAUCAUCAAGGAGUCUCUGAGACUUUCCAGUGCUUCCCUCAACAUCCGUACGGCUAAAGAGGACUUCACUUUGCACCUCCAGGAUGGUUCCUAUAAUAUCCGCAAAGAUGACAUCAUAGCUCUUUAUCCACAGUUAAUGCAUUUAGAUCCAGAAAUCUACCCAGACCCUUUGACUUUUAAAUAUGAUCGCUAUCUUGAUGAAAAUGGGAAGACAAAGACCACCUUCUACAGUAAUGGACUCAAGUUAAAGUAUUACUACAUGCCCUUUGGGUCAGGAGUCACUAUAUGUCCUGGAAGAUUAUUUGCUGUCCAGGAAAUCAAGCAGUUUUUGAUCCUGAUGCUUUCCUAUUUCGAACUAGAGCUUGUGGAGAGCUGUGUCAAAUGUCCACCUUUAGACCAAUCCCGGGCAGGCUUGGGCAUUUUACCACCAUUACAUGAUAUUGAGUUUAGAUAUAAAUUCAAACAUUCAUGAACAUAUGCUUGGAGAAAGAGGCCCCCUGAUGCUGUUACAAGGCUGCGGCGCGCUGUCCCUCACCAGUGCCCUGUGGACAGACGUGUUUAGUGGCAGUGGAACGGUGCAGCAGGUUCGUUCUGCUCACCAGUGCUUGCUUGUGAAUCUUAACAUUUUGGUGACAGUUUCCAGAUGCUGAUUCAGACUCUGCAAGUGAAAAACAAAACAAACUAGUUUCUAGAAACACAAUAAUUUGUUUUCAUUUGAAUAAGUCUGUGGAGUGUUCACAUUGCCAGGGACUGAACUUUAUUAUUUUCAGAGGAAAAAGUCUUUUUUGCUUGUUUGUUUGCUGGUUUUUUUCCCAGAAUAUUUGGCAAAAGUUCCUCUUUUUUUGUUUUCCUAAGGAAACUGCUUUAUUUUUAUAUAAACCUCCCAUGGUUAUGCAAAAGGUACACAUUCACGUUUUAGUGAAAAUGCAUGACUUUCUGAUCAGAUAUGGGGCUCUUUGGGUAUAGAUGUAUAUUACAGAGGGUAUUUUAAAGGAUUAUAUCAUGCCUUUUAAUAAAAAUUUUUUUCAGCUUUCCUUAUAUCUAGUAUUCAUGGCUUUUAAAAUGACUGUCUUAAUAUCUUGAGAACAUUAAAGAUGGUUUUACUAUAUUCUCUUUAUACUUAAUUUAUUUUUGCUGGAAACUGUAAUAUCUGUGUCAGGUUUCAAUCAUUUUACCUACACUUUUAUUAGAUUUCAUAUUAAUUGGAAUAUUUUUUUUCCAGGAAAGGCAGGUUUUGUUCUGAUAUUAUUAACAUGCACCUAUGAAAAGAAUGCAGCUCUCAUGUGAUAUAUUUUAAAAUUAAAAUUGGAUGAUAAUGGCCAUCUGAAAGUUUUGGAUAUGAAACUGCAAAGAAUUCAUUAAAUUGGCAUAGUGUUUUAUUUGAAAACUUUUUAUCUUUAAACAAGUUGUAAUUGAAGGAAAUAUAGUUUAGGCUAUAGCAUAGUGUUCAGCUACUGUGUACAACAGUGCUUUAGUGAAAUAUUUUAAGUAUUGGAGUUAUGAACUGUAAUACUUCACUGAUAUUUCUCUAUGUAUAUAUUAUAAAUUAUAUUUAACUUUUUCCUUGCACUACAAAUACUAAGAUAUAUUGUAAUCUUUGCUAAUGUUGAAAUGAUUCACUUUUCAGAAAUAAAAGUGUGAAUUUUUGUUUUAAAUUAAGUAUUCCAAAUGUUUCAA
Messenger RNA from Capra hircus (goat), 2754 nucleotides. RefSeq names its product cholesterol 7-alpha-monooxygenase (gene CYP7A1). Gene Ontology annotation, biological process: cholesterol catabolic process; cholesterol homeostasis; bile acid biosynthetic process. Lineage: Eukaryota; Metazoa; Chordata; Mammalia; Artiodactyla; Bovidae. The record is from RefSeq and is a predicted model, not a curated record. The transcript has 6 exons. The coding region runs from base 44 to 1549 and encodes 501 amino acids. Gene Ontology annotation, molecular function: cholesterol 7-alpha-monooxygenase activity; iron ion binding; heme binding.